AGCAGCUGAGAGUAACGCGCGAGUAGGUCACACUGUCGACCACAUCGAGAGUCUGUGCUUGUCGAAGGGCUCUGCUGCCGUUGCCACUGCUGCUACGUUUCUGCUUAUCUACGGAGUGUACAAACGAAGAGGAAAAACAAACGCGUACCAAGCAUACAAUUUUUUUUCUAUUACCGAAGAGUGUCAGCGAGUUUCACAUACGUAUAUGUAUAUAAACCCACAUGAAAAUUAUACAGGAUUAUACCAGAAUUCACACCAGUUCAUCAACUGAAAAACAUAAAGUAUUUUCGAGGAGCAUAUAAGAAAAAUUGUACGCAGAAACGAUGAGCAAAGUCAAGGAGAAAAUAUUUCGCUGGGGAUAACAUCGCGAGUAAAUAACGAAGACGCUUCAUCAAAUGAGGAAGGAAUUUGUUCUUUAUCGUGUUUCUCCUGUUUUUAUCAACAUUUUCAACUGGUGCUCGCAAUCCUGACUGUUACUGUUCUCAGUCUUCUCCUGCUACUUUUUGCUCUUCUAUUUUUUGUUCAUCACUAUCAUUAACAUUCUGGAAAUUUUGGGAAAAUUCAUCCACAAUGGUCAACGAGUGCACGAGGCGUAAUACUGUCGAUAAUUUAUUUAAAUAAUGUUCAUAUAGGAACUUUUCGAAAAUUCAAUAUGAAUCGGAAGUCAGAAAAUCGUGCAACGAAAAGUUAAGUGCCAAAUUUAUAGAAAAACUAAAAAAAAAAAUAACCAGGCAAGAAGUUCGAGGUAAAGAUAAAAAGUAAUUCAAAAACUAAUAGUGAAAGAGAAGAAGAGAGUGAGAAGACAACGAUGUAGAAGUGCUACGCAUAAUCGAUUUACGCGAGACCAUAAACAGAGAUAAGCGCUACAAACCAUUGUAAGAAUUAUCUUCAAAACUCGGAGAGGAAUCGUUCUAUUCAAGAUGAAUCAAAAAAAAAUCUUUAAAAUCAAAUCAACGAAAUUCGAUAGAACAAGAAAUUGACAUGAGAACUACUUCAUGUUAUGAGUUUUAAUCAAGUGUCUUAUCGUUAGUGCCCGCGUUAUUAAAAGUAGCAUCUAUGAAAAUAGUUCCAAGUCACAUUGCAAGAAAAGUAGCAACUUUUCUAUAACUAUUUACGGUAACAGAAGUAAUCAUAACAAUAAAAAGUAAGCAUGACAUAAUGUAAAGGCUUGCAAUUCGUCUUUGAUGAUUGUUCGUUGCGUGAUAUUUUAUAUCUCUUGUUGAAUUUUGCCGUUUUGAAAUUCGUACAUAAUAUUAAUAUUAAUAUUGGUGUGAUAAUAAAUUAUGAAAUAUUAUUAUUUGUUCGAUUAUACAAUUACACACAUGCAAGUUACCAUAAAGGCCUAAGUGUUAUCCAAGCGAUUCGCGCAGUAACUAUAUAUUUGCUCGAUAAUGAGUGAAAGUUUUCUUUAUUAAAACGAUGAGACAUGACGCUUAAGGAACGGGAAAAUAAAAGUAGUAAUUGAUUGAGGUUACGCUUGUCAUACGAGAUAAGAGUUGGUGGCUUCUUAUCAUUAAUACCUAUCCUAAAAAAAGGCUAUCAAUAUUUUUCAUAAUUUUUCCUUCGAUAAUUAUAUAUCGAAGCGAGCUGUUUCUCGAUGUGAAAAACCCUUAAUUCGUGAUUGAACACGUGUCUCUCACUCGAAAGAUGAAGAAAACUAUUUCCACUAAAGAAUAACAAAAAUGAUGACACCAAACAAAUGUUGCAAUUCCUUUAAAAGCAUCAUAAAAAAAUUAUACACUUCAAAAAAUUUGCAGUGAUAAAUAUAAUAAAAAUGAUGCACGUGAAUCUUGCAUAUAAAAGUGAUGAAUAAAUUCACGAAAUCAGAAUCUACAAGAGAAUUUUUUAUCGGCGAAAAUUAAUUGUUGAGAGUAUACCAGGGAUAUGGAAUAGUACUGAAAAGAGAAACAAAAUAUGGGAAUGAUGAUGAAUCUGGUAAAGUGAAAUAUCUUAAGUGAUGAAGACUUUGAGAGGGCUCAAAUAACUCAAUGAAGAGUUACGAGUUAUCUUGUGAAAUAUCAAAAAAAUUUGAGCAUUGUCAUUGACAUUUUUCUUCAAAAAGUGCUGAGUUAUAAAAAUUGAUAAAUACCUCCAUCAUGGAAUUCAUCAAUAUUCACUGACAUCAUAUGAAACAUGUCCCGACCGCCAAAAUUGGUCGUCAUGAUUAACGCCUCGAGAGAAACGUAAUAAUCGUUUGAAACAUUUGGAAGGCUUGUUCGCCCUAAUAAGAAAAAUAUAUGGAACGAUUGCAUGCUGAGAUAAUCCCGGUAUCGUAAUGUGAGUGUUAAAUUGUGUUAAAUCUUUAUUGGGUAACUAAAAUUCAGCGAAUAAUUCUAAUAACCAGUUCCCUGUUGUAGAACUAACAAUUUAGAAUAAUUUAAUCGGCGAAAUACGCAUACUAUACGUUGCCAAAUGAUAAACUGUUUUGUGUACGAGGAGGAUCAUCGAAACAGUCCCAUAAACAUCAAACCAGAAUGUUAUUUCUUGAGAGAAGUCGAAAUAUGGACAUGAAAUAAAUAAAUCAAUUUGUGUGAAUAGGUUUACUUUAUUUCUAUCAAUUGGUGGAGAGAAUUCAGUGAUACAUCAACGAUGGAAAUCGCAGCAUCCGCCAUGCUUGACGGGCUGAAAAACAAUCGAAUUGGAAAAUUGGCUCUCUCACGAUUUCUGUCUCAAAGCUUAGCGCAGUUAGAGACUACGGCAAGUCCGGGUAGCAAAUCACCAGCAGGGGGUAGCAGUGCUCCAAGUACUGCUGGCGGCGGUGGUGGUGCUUCUGCCAGUGCUGUUGCUGGUGGUGGUGCUGGGACUGGUGCUGGUGUUGGUAGUGGCGGCGGCAGUGGAGUCGGUGGUGUCGGCGAGCCGCGCACUCCGACUGCUGGAGCUCAAAAUAAGCAGUUGCAAAACGUUAAAGGCGAUCAUCCAUCGAAGGCUUUUCUACAAAGUAGAUCAAUCUCAUUGGUGGACAUGUACAUCGACAAUACGGAACCGAGCGAGAAUGUUGGUCAAAUUCAUUUCAGCCUCGAGUAUGACUAUCAAAACACAACUCUCAUCCUACGCAUAAUACAGGGUAAAGAUCUGCCGGCUAAGGAUCUUUCAGGGACUUCAGAUCCGUACGUAAGAGUGACUCUGUUGCCCGAUAAGAAGCAUCGUCUGGAAACGAAAAUUAAGAGGAGAACACUUAAUCCGAGAUGGAACGAGACACUCUAUUUUGAAGGAUUUCCCAUACAAAAAUUGCAGAGCAGAGUCCUACAUCUUCACGUAUUCGAUUACGACAGAUUUUCACGAGACGACUCCAUAGGUGAAAUGUUUUUACCCCUUUGUCAGGUCGAUCUUUCGGAAAAGCCCUCUUUCUGGAAAGCUUUGAAACCACCAGCGAAGGAUAAAUGUGGUGAACUUCUUUGCUCUUUGUGCUACCAUCCGAGCAACUCUGUUUUGACUCUCACUCUCCUGAAAGCAAGAAAUCUCAAAGCUAAAGACAUCAAUGGGAAAUCAGAUCCGUACGUCAAAGUUUGGCUCCAGUUCGGUGACAAGAGAAUUGAGAAACGUAAAACACCGAUAUUCAAAUGCACCCUCAAUCCAGUAUUCAACGAGGGUUUUUCAUUCAACGUGCCAUGGGAAAAGAUAAGAGAAUGUUCGCUCGACGUUAUGGUGAUGGACUUCGACAAUAUUGGACGAAACGAGCUCAUUGGUCGUAUACAGCUUGCAGGCAAAAAUGGAAGCGGUGCCAGCGAAACGAAACACUGGCAGGAUAUGAUAACGAAGCCAAGACAGACGAUUGUUCAAUGGCAUCGUCUCAAGCCCGAGUAAAGGAACCUAACAAAAAAUAAACAAGAAAAACGAGACAAGACAAAGAAUCCAAAUAAAGAAGCUUUCAAAGUACAAUAAGCAUUUGUACAUCCGAAGAUUCAUCAAUUUUGACCAAUCAAAGUAUGUUCGCUGGUUCAUGUUAGAGCGAAAUAACUCCUGAGGUCGGAAAUUCAAGAAUCGAUCAUUGACGAUGAUUCGUUACAGCGCCUUCGUUCGAAUCGGCAAAUAGCGAAACAUUGACUGUCUCUAAAAAAUACAAACAAAUAAUUAUUGAAUUUUUACAUUUCAAAACACUCAGCAAAAAAAAACAAGAUUUUAUUUUCGUUACAGGGCCAACCCAUACUAGUGGAAAUCUUAGUCGAUGGUUCGAAAAACCCGAAUUGCAAAAAGUGAUACAUUUAAGCCAGUUGUUCUGUAAAUAGUUGCAUAAUCGUGUUGUAUUGCCGGUCACUUGAAAUUGUCCGAGACAAAAAAAUUGAACGGCGGAAAAAGUAGUUAAACAUUUGAACAUAAUUGCGUAACAAUUAUGUCAUAAAUCGAAGAGUGAGGAAGGGAUGACAAAAAUGUAUCUAAGUUCAUGCUACUAUGUACAACGAUGUGUACAAAGAUGAUGUUAACGCAGGUCGUCGUGAAUAGAUGAAUUCUGCUUGCUUAACAUCGAGGUGGUGUACAAGUAUUUACAUAUGUAAUAUAUAUGCGUAUCAAAGUUACUCGGUUACAAUUACAUAUUUAAAAGAAGUUAAAGAAGAGGAGAAAGGAUUCGAUAACGUUCGAUGUAUAAUCCGCAUGUUUCCACAACUGCACCGUAACAUAUGAAUUACCGCAUAAAAAACAUGUGUAUAUUUAUAUUGCAUAACAUAUAUUGUUGACGCGCGGAAGUACCUCCCCCCGAGACGAGUUUGCGUUCCGCGCUCCCCAAAAAAGGUGUUCCUCGUCUCGAGUAUAAUUCUAAAUAACCUUCCAGCGUAUAUCUCUGGAAUAAAAAAAAAUUCAAAGAUUUUACAAAGAAAAACAACAGAAGAAAUUACGAAUGGAAGGUACAAUAACGAAUUUACAUGGAAUCAAAACGAUUCGUGGGAGAAACGCGUUUAAAAUUUCAAGGGAAAUGGAAAGCACAUAGAGAUCUUGGUUUCACUUUCGUUUCGCCAAAUUUUUGUUCCGAUUUACUGUUAGCUAUCCAUACAUGAUUAUCAUUAGGUCGUUUCUGUGUGAUGCAUUUGUGUGCGAAAAACAGUGUUUGGUACGCAUAUACGUCGGAAAUGAACACAUCUGUAAUGCAAUCGGAAGUAUACGGAAAUUGCUCAUCCUGUACAAUAAAUAAACAUAUUCGCAUCACUUUUAUAAUUCCGAACAAAUCGAUCCGUAGAAAGUCAUAUUGUGUUUUUUUGAAACGUGGAAAACAAUAUUUCUGGCAGAUACAUUAGGUUUUUUUUAGUGGUUAAAGUAAAUUGAAACUCAAAAUAAUUCAACAGGGUGUUAAAUGUAUCAAUCAUUGUGGCAUUCCACUUCUUCGAAAAUUUUCCAGAGUUUUGACGUUAACAGAGUUCGAUUGCCGUAUACCUCGGUAGUGUAACCAAAAACGCAUCGUACUACAUAAAAGUACAAAUAUCAAAUGCGGUGUGAAAUUUAGUGGAAUAUGAUUUUAUAAACUCUCUUUAUUUGCACUUCAAAUGUACUGUGCUCUUUUUAUCACCUCCGUUUUGAUCUUUUUUGAAUAAUAUCAAUCCACAGCGAAAGGGUUAUACUGUGAUUGAUUCUUUUAUGUUUUUCAAUCAGUUGACGUGGUUAUUACGAAAUAGAAUUGAUUCUUCUUAAGCAUUUAAAGCAGUUUACUGUUGAAUCAAGAUCGAGAUGGGUAUAUGUUACCCACGAAAAAAGUUUUCAGUUAGGUGAAUUUGUAAUGGAGUUAUGUAACCGGUUGGAAUGAAGAACGUUUUAUAUAUCGUUGAUUCCAUUAUACAUACACAUUUAUCAAUAUUCAUUCUCUUUUUUUUUUCAAUUUCCGUAUCUACAUUCUUAACCUGAAAAAUGGGGUAUCCGUUGAAAUACACAAUUCUCGAAAACAAAUAAUUCCGAUUAUUUUUCAUUUAUAAUAAUUAAGUUGAUAAUUUCAAAUAAAGGAUCGUUUAUUUGAAAUUCUUUUCCAUGAGAAGGAAAGAAAAAAUUCAAUUGGUAUACAUUUUCAUGAGAAAUCGUGAAACAAUUAUUUGCGAAAUGAACGAUAGUUAAGGUGGAUUUUCCUUGUGCAAUUCAAGGAAAAAAAUAUAAUAAACUCGGGUUUAUUUUGAAAACUGGCAUAAUUUUUUAUGUGCGCUUCGGUAAAAAAGUACAAACAUUUGUAUUGAAAAAUUAUCAAAAAUAACUGUGAUUAUAUUUAUGUUACUGAUCAAGCUAUUUCUAAAAACGAACGAAAAUAAUGUUUUUGUAUGGAUGAGGAUAAUGUUCAAUAUUGCAUGACUUUAUGAUAUCAUUUUUUCAUUCCUAACCUUAAUCAUAGUAAAGCGGUAUAGAACGUAAAAUAAAUUCUUGAACGCAUGGAAAUACAUUGCACACCAACCUUUAUAUUAGUUCAGAGCAAUCGAGAGAUAAGCAACAGAGAGAAGAGUCUCAUGCAUAGAACGAUAUACGAAAAAAUAUUUUUGACAGACCUUUUGUAAAAAAAAAAGAAAGAAACCGAGUAAUUUCCCGAGCUUCAAAAUAAUGAAUUGCAUACCCAUGAUUGAAGGACAAAACAUGAAAAUAGAAUGAAACAGGGAACGGUUAAUAUAUGAUACUUGAUAGGCCGCUAUUGAUAACAAUAACUGAGAGCCGCCGCACAAAUUCAUGUCGAGAAUUCAUUUGAUACAAUUACGAGAGGAAAACAAUUAAAAUACUCUCACAAAUCUAUACACAGAGACGCACAAAGAACACAAGAGUUUUACUCCCGGUUACAACAUAAGAAAGAAUAAGGAACGCGUACUAUCCAUUAUUUCUAAUGAAGUGUAUACGUUAAUGAAACUUAUUUUUGAAUCGAAGUGAACUAAAGAUGAAGUUAUGGUCGGAAUCAAUGGAUGGUACAGAGAUUGCUCAUGACGAGUGCGUGAAAAUUUCCGAAACGAUGAACGAAUGUCACUCUCGUUGAAAUGAUUUGCCAAACGAAUAAUAAAUACAAGUGCUAUUUGUGUU
This is a messenger RNA of Venturia canescens, 6969 nucleotides long. It is a transcript of the gene Syt7, whose product is annotated as Synaptotagmin 7. Gene Ontology annotation, molecular function: calcium-dependent phospholipid binding; phosphatidylserine binding; SNARE binding. Gene Ontology annotation, cellular component: plasma membrane; exocytic vesicle. Gene Ontology annotation, biological process: calcium-ion regulated exocytosis; regulation of dopamine secretion; regulation of calcium ion-dependent exocytosis. The record is from RefSeq and is a predicted model, not a curated record. The coding region runs from base 2590 to 3804 and encodes 404 amino acids. Lineage: Eukaryota; Metazoa; Arthropoda; Insecta; Hymenoptera; Ichneumonidae. The transcript has 9 exons.